AAAAAAAAAGAGGCGGUGGUUGCUGCUGCUGCUGCUGCCUGGCCGCGAGAACGAGCUGGCCGCCUGGCCGCGCCCUAGUCGAGAAUGGCGGUGGAAGCGGCGCUGGCAGCGGUCGGAGGGAGAGACGGGGCCGAGCAGGUCCUGAGCCGCUUCAACGAGCAGAAUAGGGCUACUUUUAAAUUUGAGUCAUCAGAUGAAGAAAAAAGAAAGCAACUAUGUGAGGGAAUAUUGCAAGUAUUAAGCAAAGAUAUAAACACAUCCUAUAGAGUCACUUGUCUAGAAGCUCUUCGCAUUCUCUCAAGAGACAAGAAAGUCUUAGUUCCUGUAACAACAAAGACCAACAUGCAAACCUUGAUGAAGCUAGCAAAGCUGGAUACUUUGGAAGAUAAUUUGGAGGAUGUGACUGAUUUUCCUGUCAUAGUGGAAGCUUUAAAAUGCCUUUGCAACAUUGUUUUUAAUAGCCCAGCUGCCCAGAAACUCAGCUUAGAACUGAACUUGGCAGCUAUGCUUUGCAAUCUUCUGAGAAAGUGCAAGGACCAGCAAUUUGUGGAAGACAUUAAGUGCUUUGAUCUACGACUCCUCUUCCUCCUUUCCCUCCUGCACACAGAUAUCAGAUCCCAGUUGCGCAAUGACCUCCAGGGAUUGCCCCUGUUGACUCAAGCCUUGGAAAGUGCAUUUAGCAUAACCUGGACAGAUAAGUACAUCACAGCUGAAGACCAAGAAAUGUCACCAUUGUCUCUUCAAGAAACGGAUUGUGCCAUUGAAGCACUGAAAGCUCUCUUUAACGUUACUCUUGACAGCUGGAAUGUGCACAGUGAGAAUGAUUCCCAUGAAUUUCGUUAUAUGACUGCCAUUCUGCGUCAUUGCUUAUUGACCCUGGGCCCUACUGAAGAUAAAACUGAAGAAUUACACAGCAAUGCGAUCAACCUGUUAAGCAACGUUCCAGUCUCUUGCUUGGAUGUCCUUAUCAGUCCCUCAACUCAAGAAGAGGCAAAGGAAACUGAUGUGAAAUACAAUGGCAUGAAUAUGGAUGCUAUUCAGGUGCUUUUGAAGUUCAUGGAGAAGAGAAUUGACAAGGGGAGCAGCUAUAGGGAAGGCCUCACUCCAGUGCUCAGUUUACUAACAAGAUGCUGCCGGUCCCAUCGGAACAUUAGGAAGUUUAUUAAAGCUCAGGUGCUGCCUCCUUUGAGAGAUGUUUCUAAUCGUCCUGAAGUGGGCACAACACUGAGAAACAAAUUAGUGCGUCUAAUGACUCACGUUGAUCUGGGAGUGAAGCAAAUUGCUGCAGAAUUCCUUUUUGUUCUUUGUAAAGAGAGAGUUGACAGCUUGUUGAAGUACACUGGAUAUGGCAAUGCAGCAGGCCUGCUGGCUGCCAGGGGCCUCUUAGCUGGAGGAAGAGGAGAAACCUGGUACUCAGAUGAUGAAGAUACAGACACGGAGGAAUAUAAAUCUGCAAAGCCAAACAUUAACUUAAUUACAGGUCAUUUAGAAGAGCCAAUGCCUAACCCAAUGGAUGAAAUGACUGAGGAACAAAAGGAAUAUGAAGCAAUGAAACUGGUCAAUAUGUUUGAUAAGCUUUCUAGGGACAAAGUUAUAACUCCCAUGGGGGUCCGACCAGAUGGCACCAUGACGCCUUUGGAAGAAAUAGUCUGUCAGCAUCAAGCCAAUGAGCAUGAAACUUCAGAUUCUGACUAAAAUAUCAGCUAUUUCACAUUCUUUCACUCAUUUUCCUUUACGCGUGGCAUUGUUCAUUAUCUGAAUGUUAAAGCACUGUUGCAACUGUUUUAUAAAUCGAAAUGUUUAAAUUAUAAAUUAUGUGGUGUACUUAUUAGCAUUUCUAAGAUACCAGUUUAUAUAGCAACAAGAAAUAACAUUUAUUAACGUCAAGGUAACUGUGUUUAAUAUAAGAUGAAAAAUGUGGUGUAGAAUUGAAAAGAUUACAAUGUUGUUCUUUAGCUUUGAAAUCAACCCUGUUAAGAGUAAUUCAUGCAAUAGGAAAGUAGAAGGUGUUUUAAAGCCCUUCAAGCAUAGCUUCUGUUUUUUUAAAAAAACAAAUCAGUGUUUUUCACGUAAUUAUAAUAGGUUUGUACUGCUUUUUAUGUUUUAAAGGUACUCUAUUUCCUUGUUUUGAGGACUGAAAUAGAAUAUCUAGAUUUUAAAAUUACGUGAAAUCUUUAAAAUGAUGAUUAAACUAUCACUUUAAAGAAACAGCUAUCUAUCAGAUGCCUUUGAUUUAUUAUUGGUUGUUUUCUUAUUUCCUAUUAUUUUGCCCUUUAUUUCCAUUCCUGAGGGAUGCUGAAUUUUGAUGAAUCAAUGUCUUUUUACCAUUAAAUUAUAUAAAUGGAUUCAGUGUUUUUAUACAGGUAAAACUGCAGGUUCACACAGAUCAUUAUUUUGUCCUCAAAUCCAGUUCGGAAAACAGUUUUGUCCCCUAUAUUUGCAGGACAGCUGCUGAAAUGGCUAGUUCAUAAAUUCAGUAUGAACCUACACCAAUCCUAGUACAGUCUCAACCCUGUCACUAGUUAUGGGCUUGUUAAUAAUGGAUAGCCACUCUUCAAAAAGUUAUAUAAAGUUUAAGACUAGGCCAAUACUGUAUUAAAAAUUCCUUUUGGAAAAAAAUAUAGAUACAAUAAAAAUUUUAUAAUAUGAGGAAACAAGCAAUUUGUCCCGAACUGUGUUAAUGUCAGAACAAUUUAGCUCUGUAACAAAUAUGAAAAUAUAUUGCAAUCUCUCAAUAAAACUUUAUAUACAAUGUAA
Messenger RNA from Pantherophis guttatus, 2757 nucleotides. It is a transcript of the gene RIC8B, whose product is annotated as RIC8 guanine nucleotide exchange factor B. Gene Ontology annotation, biological process: G protein-coupled receptor signaling pathway. Gene Ontology annotation, cellular component: plasma membrane; cytoplasm. Gene Ontology annotation, molecular function: G-protein alpha-subunit binding; guanyl-nucleotide exchange factor activity. Lineage: Eukaryota; Metazoa; Chordata; Lepidosauria; Squamata; Colubridae. The record is from RefSeq and is a predicted model, not a curated record.